Messenger RNA from Marasmius oreades (fairy-ring Marasmius), 1782 nucleotides. RefSeq lists its product as uncharacterized. Lineage: Eukaryota; Fungi; Basidiomycota; Agaricomycetes; Agaricales; Marasmiaceae. The transcript has 3 exons. Bases 1 to 1782 code for a protein of 593 amino acids. The record is from RefSeq and is a predicted model, not a curated record. Gene Ontology annotation, biological process: silent mating-type cassette heterochromatin formation. Gene Ontology annotation, cellular component: rDNA heterochromatin; SHREC complex.
AUGACCGACACCAUUUCAAAAAAUGGCAGUAUCAGCCGAAUUACAUUUCCCCGCAGUGACGGAUCUCCAAACAGACAACCGAACCCCAGUAGGGCUAUCAAAUUGAGGGAAUGCAAGGCCAAUGAAAACAGUGAAUUGGUGGACCCGCAUAUGUGGAAAUGGUAUAAGGCAAUUGGAGAGGCGUUGGCGCGUGCUUUGAAGUGGCCCAAUGUCGAGCCUAAUGCGUGCAUACUUUCCUCCUUUCCAAAAUACUAUACACUCUAUAAGCAAGCGAGGGGGUGCAGCGAAGACUGUUUCUUGUUUGGAAGCAUCAAUUGCAGGCCUUUUAGAAGCCCCAAUGAAUUUAUAGAGCACGCAAUAUGGCUUUUCACAGAUCCAACUAUGACCAAAACCAAUUGUCGAUGUAGAGGCUGCACCCACAACCCGCAAAGAAAUAUCACUAAUGACUUGAAGAGAAGAGGUAUUUUUUGGACAGAUAGCCUAUUGCGAGUAAAAAAGCAGACAUCAGGUCCAACUGCAUGUGCACCACAAAGGACACAAUCUCUGGUUGAGAUUGAAUCUAGUGAUUCUAGUCCAUCGACUUCACAGGAGAAUCAACCACGUAACGAUCUGAAAGUGAUGCUUCAGCCACAACUUGAGCCGUAUGGAGCAGCGCAGAGAACUGUGGCUCUCGAAGUUGCCCCACUAUCGCGUAACUGCCAGUUUCGGAUUGGGGAUCUAAUAGAUGUUAUCCUGGAGCACCCCAUCGAAAGCCCUGAUCUGAAAGUCUCCAUUUGUGCUUGGCCCGCGAUUGUCCUGAACGUAAUCCCCGCCCUACUAGUAUAUUCCAAGUCAUUCGAAAUGUCCAGUACAGCCUUCACUGGUUCAGACGACUGCGACAUCGUGGUGCAAAUCCUCGGUUUCGACGAGUUUGCACUCGCCGUCUCGCAGGAGAAUGUACUUCCAUACCAUCCUGUAUUCCACACUAAUCAUCCGCCAUGCACACUUUCUUUCGAGCUUGCCAAAGAAGUCAAUCACGUUGCUGCUCACGCAACCUCAUUCUCCAUUAAAUUCGAAGUCGCUACUGCCUUACACACUCGGGCUGUACAACUCGCAGUCAAGGUUGCGUCCAAAUGGUCUAUACUGAACCAAUCUCAAGCCGAAACUUUCGACAAUGGUAGCAAAACUCUCAUACGAGCGAGCUCUAUCUGGCUCGGGGGAGAGGAAAUCCAGGUUGGGGAUGUUGUUAAAGUUGCGUUUCCGAGCGGUGUUGUCGAUGAACUCACAAAAUCUGUCACACAAUCCAGUAGUACCACGCCCGGACCGUCGCGACCUGGACCCGAUGGUCUUUUUGCACGGAUAUACGGGUUUGACGUUAUACUACACUCGCCGGCAGACUCGGAGGAGACUCGCAUUAGCAGUGGUGAACAGGGACUGGAAGACGCUGCGGAGCUUAGGGUAUCAGCGGCUUUCUACAAGCUCGAACCAAUGGGAGAUGCUUCCCGGGAUCACAGAUGUAUGGAUGGGGAUUUGAAGAACAUCAAUCUACCACCUGCACCUGCUGGAUUCACGUUCUACCCCCUCCAUGAUCCUGAUUUGGAGGUCGUAUUCCGUGGGGACCAGUGUAUAACCGGGAGGUACCAUCCGGCGUUAUUGGAGAGGAUUUUACCUGGGAGGUGCUUAUCGGAGGAGCUGUGGAAGGUGUGGGAAGUAGCUGGGCUGAAGAUGGGUGCAGGCGUAAGGAGAAAAUUCUAUGGUGACUCACAGGGAAAACUUGGAGGUGGCGGUCGAGGAUGGUUCUAG